CCUACCGCUAUAAAUAGACUUUAGGAGGCAUAUAAGGUACCUGCAAGACAUUUAAUGAUUUUAACAUCAUGCAGAAUCAAUCGCUCUACUCAAUAAUGAGUUCGAGGAUCAGACUUCGUUUCGAUCAGCGCUUUCAUCAGUUGUGUGUUGAUACAAGCUGGGUGGACACUGGAACAACAUCAAGUGAAUGUUCUAAUAACUCAAAUUCCAAACGACAAAUAUUUACGGUGUUUGAAAAUAGUGGCCUGCAUAAGCAGCCACGCCUGAUAUUUCGCGAUGUCUAUUCAAUUGUAGAAUAUCGCGAUACGACCAGCUCCUCCAAGCUCUUCACCAUACAACAGAAUUCCAAAUCCAAGCAUUCUGAGGAGAAUGUUAUCGACUUUCUAACAGAUUUACUAAAGAGCGGUAAUCUACCGUCUCAAAUAAUAAAAAUUUAUAUCAAUUUUUCGCCAUGUUGGAAAUGCAGCGAAAAAUUGCGAUCAUUCAUACAAGAGGCUCGAACAAAAUACCGUAUUUAUCUAGGGAUGGAAAUAAUCUUUCCAUUCCUGUACAAAAUUCGGAGACCAUCUUGUGAAGAUGGAAGUCAUGCGAUUCCUCACCCAUUGCCAUCUCCUUACGACCACGGCGAGAGCCUGGAAGGGCUGAAGAGUCUUGUGGACAUCGGAGUAACUUUGCGAACAUUCAACAAAGACGACUGGCUGUUCAUAGCGAGUUUUCUGAAUGUUCACUACGUUUACGAAGGGACGGCGAGACAGAGAGAAGACAUGCUCUUGAAGGACGACCUCGAGCUUCUGAUGAACCCGCCUUCACCUAAAGGUCCCAUGGCGACAGGAGCGAGAGGACCGAAUGUCAGACUCCGCCAGCCCCUGAUGGUGAACCCUGAUGUCUUCACAAUGGAUGCUGUUAAAUACAAACUAUAAAUCAGUCUGUACAUCAGUCUGUAUAUCAAAAACAUGUCAAGAUGGAUAUUUUAACUUGCAAACCGUCAAAAGAAUGUUUUUGGCAUUUCGAAAUUUCGAGCUGAUGUAUGUGAAGCAACAAUUACAAGGAAAUAAACCUUGGUCCAUUUGA
Molecule: messenger RNA, 1071 nt
Organism: Pomacea canaliculata
Lineage: Eukaryota; Metazoa; Mollusca; Gastropoda; Architaenioglossa; Ampullariidae
Exons: 2
Coding region: 69-920 (283 amino acids)
Source: RefSeq, a predicted model, not a curated record